Messenger RNA from Helicoverpa zea (corn earworm), 5138 nucleotides. It is a transcript of the gene egl, whose product is annotated as egalitarian protein homolog. The record is from RefSeq and is a predicted model, not a curated record. NCBI's taxonomy places the organism in Eukaryota, Metazoa, Arthropoda, Insecta, Lepidoptera, Noctuidae. Bases 126 to 2702 code for a protein of 858 amino acids. Gene Ontology annotation, biological process: nucleobase-containing compound metabolic process. The transcript has a single exon. Gene Ontology annotation, molecular function: 3'-5' exonuclease activity; nucleic acid binding.
ACUUUUAUCUGUAGUCUAUGGUUCAGGUGCGGAUAGAAAAGAAAAAUUUCAUGGUGUUGUGGGUGACACAUAUACGUAGAAAAAAUUUAGUUUAAGUUCAACACAUUGGCACCAACUGCAGGGAAAUGGAAUCAAUGGAAUAUGAGCUCGCUAGGAACCUUACUCUGUUGUUCUUCGUGGAACGCCUGCUCGACAAAGGCGAGCCGCGCACGUUGCACGAUCUUUCCUGCCAGUUUGGUGCCAAAGGAUUCACCAAGGAGAUGCGACAGAUCGCUGGCGGGUCGCAGUCGGGCCUCAAGAAGUUCCUGGCUCAGUACCCGGCGUUGUUCAGCAUAGACGGGGACUAUGUUGAUAUCAACACGUUCCAGAAGCAUCUGAGCGGGGCUGGCGCCUCCUCCAACAACGACUACAUCGAGGAAGCGAAGGAGUACUUCGCGGGCAAGAUGGUGCAGUACGGCGAGGGCACCGAGGUGCCCAUCAAGAGCCUGCUCGGGCACAGGAGCCAGGCCUCCCCGCAGGUGCGUCACAUCUCCGGUCAGAGGAUCAAGGAGUUCAAGGACUUCCUGCUGAAGCAUCCGGACACCUUCCAGAUCAUCGAUGACAACGUCGUUCUAGUCAGUGAGAAUCAUAGGAGAGGUAACGCACACACAAAUUCUGAACAAUUCCACAAUCUACCUGUAGCUAAUAUAAACACAGACACUGCCCAGCAGUUGCUAGACUAUGUUGCACAGUGCAUAGAGGCUAAGGGCCCCGUCAUGGUCGACCAGCUCUUCCACUUAAUAGUGUCCCGUUUUCCACAAGAAUACUGGUAUCAAAUGUUCAAGUCCCCGGCAGAUUUGAGCGCGUUCUUAAAAAUAUUUUCAGACUCAUUCCAUGUUCAGUCGAACCUGGUCACACUAAUUAGUAAACCAAAAAUACCUGUUAUGUAUCUUAAUGCAAAAGCUAAAGCAAAGACUGAUGUACCAAAGCCUGUGGUCGAGGAAAAGCCCGCAUCCCCGAUUCCCCUCACAGUCGAGAGUCCCACUCCAUCAGAUGGCAAAAAGAGCCCCGCAAACAGAAUACUCAGUCCUAUUGAAUCUCCCCGAGGACCUCAAGCUAAUAUUGCGAACCAGACUCUGAAGCAAAGAAUCAAUUCCAUUGUCAUAAAGAAUUUGGCAGAGAACAUGGUGCGUGACAGAGUCAAUAAUCAUCUGAAUGCGCGAAGUGCUGAAGAAACAAAUGGUACUCCGAGCCUAAGGAAUAAUCUGAUGGGUGAGGCGUGGCGUCAGAAGGUGCUCCAGUGCACAACCGUCAUAGCUAAUGUAAGGGAAUGUGCCACGCUCAUUGAAAGCAUUAUGGUGCCUAAACGCAAUGCUAAGAAUAUUGUAUCCUUUGACUGCGAAGGAAUAAACCUUGGCCUCAAAGGAGUUUUGACGUUGUGUCAAAUAGCCACCAUGAAUGGUGAAGUGUACAUAUUAGAUAUAAUGGCAUGCCCCGGCAUGGUUGUGGAGGGUAAAAUUAAGGAAUUAUUAGAGAGCGAAAAUGUAGUUAAAAUUAUACAUGACUGCAGGAAUGACUCAGUCAAUUUACACAAUCAGUUCGAGAUUGUUUUGAAGAAUGUUUUUGAUACACAGGCUGCUCAUGCUGUGUUGCAGUUGCAACAACAGGGUGUGCCUGUUUACAAAGUCAAGAAUUUAAGCCUGAAUGCCUUAUGUGAAUUGUAUAAUGCACCCAUGAACCCCAUGAAGGAACAGUUGAAGAAUGUAUACCGCAGGGACCAACGCUAUUGGGCAAGAAGACCUCUGACAAAAGAUAUGAUAAUCUACUCUGCUUCAGAUGUCCUGUCUUUAGUAAAUCCAGCAAUAUAUGCAUACAUGUCCAGCAACAUCAAACCAGAGAAUCAGCAGCUAUUUGAGGAACUGAGCAAUGAGCAAGUAUUCAUGCACAUUCAACCAACUGAAGUUAAAUUGCGUAAGAGACAGCGCAAAAUAAACACAGAAGUUGGUGAGCUGAAGCAGAAAUUGGCUGAAACAACCAAAAACAUUGUAUUGAGCAACAGGGAAAUUAGACUGCUCAGAUACAUUGAACUCACAGAAGAGGAGAAAGAGAAACUGAAGGGCUGUCACAAAAUCUCCAAGAAAUUGGAGAAACUUGAAGCUAUUGGGCAUGACAAGGACUCUGAUUCAGAUGAUGAUGAAAGGGAAAAUGAAAUGGCCAGCUUAGAGUCAAACCCUUCUGAUCCCAUAUCAUCCCCACACUCCACACAGCCACCAAGUCUUACAGAAUCCAUGCAGAUGAUGGACGAAAUCUUAUCAGACACAAAUAUGGAUAAGGUAGAAAAGAUUAAUCGCUUGGAAGCUAUUCUGUCGGCUGUCGCCCCCCUCAGUGGAGAGUUGGAGGAUAAAUUCUCACAAACAAUGGAACAAACACUGCCAUUGCUCAAAAACAAGGAUUGGUCCAAUCUAAGCCAAAUUUUGAACUUAGGUGAGCCAGAUAGGAAAAGCUGUAGCUGCAGCUGCAGAUGCCAUAAUUCCAAUACUUAUGAUGAAGUUAAGUGCAAUGAUCUCAAUGAAACUAAGAAAACUGAGGUUGGAUCGCAAACUCUUAGCACGGGGGACAUUGUCAUCACGCGUAUUCACUUCAGGGAGGAGGACAAAGCCAACGAGAGGAUCCUGGACGCGUCUCCUCUGAGCAAGAGGGUGGGCAUCAACAACAUGUCUUGAUCGACACUCAGGAUGUUAUUGUACUUCCAUUUUCUGAGUGCCACAGUUUAAUUUUCGGAACUGUUUAUGUAUGUGAUCAUUUUAUAUAUUUUUUUAAGUUCUAUAGUAUUUUGUCAGACCCCCGCGCCUAUGAAAUCACUUAUUGCUAUGAACUAGUUGCGCGGGGGUAUGAUAGCGGUGCGACUGUGCGAGAUAGAAUAAAUUAAGCGUGUUGUGAGGUCGUGCAUUGCCAAGUGUAAAGACGCCUACGCUAUAUGUUCAUUUGAGCGGAGACGAGCGCGUACACUCGAAUAAAUGCAACAGUAAUUCGCAUAAUACAACGGCUACUUAAUUCCUUCAUCUGGAAAUGACAGUAUUUGCUGUUUUUACAAGUUUAUAGUAAUUUAUUUUAUGUUGGCUAUUGCCUGUUAAGUAUCCCAAACUUAAAUGUGAUAGAUUUCAAGGCCUUUUUUCUCGAUUCACUCUGAAUUGUAAAUAAGAUAAAUCUUUGAUAAGCAUGCAUAAUCUUUUCAAAUCUUGCGAAUCACGAUAUGAUCGAGUGUCUUUCCGUUAUCUUAGUAAGUGUAUAUACCUAUUUAUUUAUUUAUACGCUAUGUUUAGUAGCAACGACACUACUGAACUUAUAUCGAAAUGGGCAAUAAUAGGUGUAUACAAUAAGUCUUUUUUUAUUAGUGUAAAAUAUUUAUAAAUCGUUAGAUUUACUGGUAGAUAAUUAUAAUCACGUUUAAAAAAAUUUUAAAAAGUGGUAUAGGGUUAGUGUUACUGAAAGAGAUGUUUUAUCGUAGUGUGAGGUGCUUGGAGAAAUUGAUUUAAACUUUGUUUCACGUAGAAUGUUAUAGAGACGUACGGUAGAUCGCGUUUGUUACGUAGAUAUGCAAAUUAACGUUAUAACGAACUUGUGAUGAGUAACCACCAAGGUUAUAUCUCUUAACUUUUGUUUAAAAAAUGUGCCUUCGAGUCAUAUCCGACGAAUGCCUUUAUAAUCAAUUAAUAUAUGGAUUAGUAGGUUUUUAUACAUAUUUAGUAGUAUUUCUGUAACACGAUGUUUAGAUGAAAUUAAUUGUUGUUUGUUAAUAACACUUGGUAUACAAGAUUUAUAUUAUGAACUAAACUUACCACUGAAACACUAACUAGAUAGGUAGUUCUCAGAAUCUAUUAAUGUUUUCGUCUUCUACCCACGUUCGGGAUUAACGAAAAGCUUCGUAAUAGAAUAAACGAAAAUAUUUCUAAACAUGUUGAAUUCAUUCGAAUAGUUUAUUUUUGUGUUAUGGUUAAGUAGAAAUGUGUUAAAUAUUAAGUGAUACUUUAAAUGCUUUUUGCUUUUUUGUAUUAGCAAAACUGUUGCUUUGUUGUACCUUACUUUCUACACUGAACAAAAAGCUGUAUGCUAGUGUAUGCAUGCCACUACAAUAGUCUUCCUGCUCUCGUAUGAAAACGCAAUAUGGUGUGAUAAAUAACAUAGAUACCUAAGUAUUAUUAGUUAGGAAUAUACAGAACAUAUCCAUUUUGAAAGAGUUAUUGAUUUUAUCAUUGUAUUGUACGGUUUAGCUAGAUAAUGUCCUGGAUUUCAUGGUACGAUGUUUGCGCUAUGAAUUCAGUAUCAUGAACUGGCUCGUGGCAUGUUUACAGUAUAGCAUAUUAUCGUUGUUUACAUGAGGCUUAACAAUUGGGUUGCGCCAUCCGACGGUAUGCGAUUACGCAUAUUAUAAGUGCAAUUUAAUACGUGAUAAUUUUGUAGCUUCAUUUGUAAUGUGGUAAUUACCACAUUUGUUAAUUGUUCAAACGACAGAUCGCUCUCUCAAUGCAAUUUGCCAAUCCAAUAUCGCUAGGCCUCAUAAAUAGGGCCACAUUUAUGAACCGGUGUAGAUACUCCCAUCAUGUAUUAUUUCAUCAGUAUUGUUGUAUCCUUUAUUUUGAGAAAUCAACGCGGUAAAUUAUUAGCAAAUGCAAAGAUGUCCACUGUUUGCAUUUGCCGUCACUGUUAUACUCAAAUUACCUCCUUUUUAUUUUGUAUCAAAUUUUUUAUUAGGCACUUGUGUAAGCUUAAUGAAUUGUAUUUUUAAAAGUAUUUCGGCCAUAUAUUUGUUGUUCGGCGUUUGAAACUUUACCUACAUUUUGUGCCUUAUAUUAGCACAAUUUCGAAAAUAAUUACUUAAUCUGUGUUCCCACACAUUUGUAUGGUUUUGUAGAAUGUUUAUCAGUGCCACUAAUAUUUUUUGUACUAUUUGUAAGUAGCAUUUUGUUAGUCAAUAUAAGCGUAACCACUUUCAGUUAUUUUUGUAACUUUAAAAAAUUAGAAACUUUUAUUUACCCUACUUACUGAGAGUAUAAUUGCUUACGACGAGAAAGUCGGUAAAUAUUGUAAUGUGGCAAAUUGACGGUUAACUAAUUUGCGCAUUGUUUAUGUUUAUUAUGAAAUAAAAAGUUGUAAAAUAA